AUGGCGAAUAACAGAACUCUGAUCAUUGACAACCUCAAAGUUUGCCAUGUAAAUUGCCAGUUUCUAGUUGCGCACCUGGACGAGUUUAGGACUUUCUUCAGGUACUCUGGAUAUCACAUAAUUUGUCUGUCCGAGACCUGGUUGCGUCCCGAGGUCACGAAUGAUUUCGUGAAUCUCGAUGGCUACCAGCUCCACAGAUGGGACCGCGUGGGCCGCGGAGGGGGGGGAGUGGCCUUCUAUCUGCGGGAGCCCUUGAGGAGUAAGAUCCUGAAAUGCUCCGCUGAGAAUUACUGCCACAACCCAGAAUUCCUGCUGGCCGAGAUCCACUUCAAGAACUCAGCCAAACUCCUUCUUGCAGUGGUCUACCGCCCACCUCACUGUGGCAAUCUACAGGAACUCUUUGAUACCUUCCGAGAUCUUAGCGUUCUUUACUCGCACUCUGUCAUCUUCGGCGACUUCAACGCUGACCUCUCUACGGCCUCCUUCGAUACCGGGCGGGUCCUGGACUUCGUGGACUGCGCCAGUUUGUACUUGAUACCGUAUACCAACACCCACCAUACCAGGUCAUCCUCCACGUGGUUGGACCUUUGUAUUGUCGACGACUCUGACAAGGUCGUCAGCUACGGACAGCACGAUGUGAGCUUCCUCUCCUCGCACGAUCUUAUACACAUCACCUACAAAAUCAAGGUCGAUCGAACUCAGGCCAAGGACAUUUGGGCAAGAGAUUUUCGGACCUUUGACGUCGGGGAGUUCACCAGGGACCUACUGGCGAAGAACUGGAACAGGUUCUAUGAGGUCGAUAGCGUCGAUCAUAAGGUCGAACUCUUCAACUCCUUCCUCUUGGAGAGCUUCGACUUGAGCGCACAUGAGCGCCUCAUCAGGUCCCGCAAGCUUCCGGCACCCUGGCUCAGCGAGGACAUCAAACGCAGGAUGCGCGAGAGGGACAGGGUCAGAAGACAGUGGAGAAGACAUAAAUGCGACCGACUACACAGCUUGUUCAAGGAUCUCAGGAAUGAGGUCCAGAUCCUCGUUAGGAAUGCUAAGAAGAGCUACUUCACCAACUUCUUCAGCAAUUGUAACGACCCUGGCACUGCAUGGAACGAGCUGAGACACCUGGGUAUCAUCAAAUCUAAGAACUCAGCAAGACCACUACCAUGCUCAACUGAGGAGCUUAAUUUAUAUUUCUUCUCCACUGGCGACCGAGGGGAGGCUCUUGACUCUGUGUUGCCCUGUAUUGGUGGCGCGGGCCUGGACGAGGACAAGUUCUUCUGGAGCGGCGUGACACCUGAGGAGGUUGUUUCCGCACUCUCUGGCGCGAGCUCUCGGGCUAGGGGCAUCGACGGACUCCCUAGCCGACUACUGCGUAUCGCUCUUCCCUGUCUUCUGCCUGAAAUGCUACACAUCUUCGAGUCCUCUUUCACGCUCAACACCUUUCCGACUUUGUGGAAACGUGCGCUGGUUGUGCCUCUGCCCAAGGUUCAGGUACCUGAGGCUCCUCAACAUUACAGGCCUAUUUCCAUUUUAUGCAGCAUCUCUAAGGUCCUUGAGAAGAUCGCGGCCAGGCAGAUCACAGCAUACUUGGAGCGCCUGGAUCGUCUUGAUCCGUUCCAGUCUGCCUACAAGCGUGGUUUCUCCACUCAGACCGCGCUGAUCAGGGUGCUGGACGACGUGAGAUCUGCCGCUGACAAAAGGAUGGUCACAGUAUCCGUCUUCUUCGACUUCAGCAAGGCCUUCGACUGCGUCUCUCACAGACUGCUUAUCACCAAACUGGCAGCCCUCGGCUUUUCAAACUCUGUUCUGCACUGGCUCGGCUCAUACCUUUCCGACAGAUGUCAAGCAGUGAGAGAUACCUCGAGUGGCAAAGUGUCUUUCUUCAUAGAGAUGGGAAGCGGAGUGCCUCAGGGCUCCGUUUUGGGACCACUUCUUUUUUCAUUGUUCCUCUCCGACUUCAGGCAUGUUCUUCAGCACUGUAAAUACAAUUUCUACGCCGACGACCUGCAAAUCUAUCUACACAGUGAACCUAAUGACAUCCAUAACUCUAUUCUCUUGAUCAAUGAAGACAUUGAGCGGAUCAUCUUUUGA
Messenger RNA from Vollenhovia emeryi, 2082 nucleotides. RefSeq names its product RNA-directed DNA polymerase from mobile element jockey-like. The transcript has a single exon. Lineage: Eukaryota; Metazoa; Arthropoda; Insecta; Hymenoptera; Formicidae. Gene Ontology annotation, molecular function: catalytic activity. The record is from RefSeq and is a predicted model, not a curated record. Bases 1 to 2082 code for a protein of 693 amino acids.